AUGCGUCUCCUUAGCCUUGUAGCAGGAGCAGCCUCUCUUGGGGUUGCCGCCGCCGGAGUGAUCCAGGCCAAGUCCAACGAAGACACCUGUGCUAAUGUUAUCAACACUGGUGAAGUCUUGCACCUGUCUGUCAACAUCGUUGAGUACCCCGUCAUUGUUGAUGUUGAGCUGGAAGAGGAUGCCGUCAUCACCAUUGAUAAUACUAUUCUUAUUGAAUGUACCAAUGCCCCCACCCACCUGCACACGACUGUCUAUGCUUUCGAGACCACCACCGUCACCAAGACUAUUUCUACCGCCACUGUCACUGCUGAAGCCACUGCGACUCAGGCUGCUGCUUCCAAUGAGAAUGGCCGUACUGUGAUCACCAAGAUCGCUACCAAGACCAAGACCUCUAACACUAAACCCACUACCCACACCAAGAACCUUGCCCCAGUUGCUGGCGGCUCUGCCGUCGGGUCGGGUUUCAACACUGACCUGAACACUAAGCCCGCUUCUCAGACCGCUGUUCGCACUAUCGUCCGGACCGCCACUCACCACGGAACUACCACCACUAAGACCUAUACCUCCACUGUCGCUUCCACUACUGCUACCAUUGCAGCGGGUCAGUACACCAAUUGGACCACCUACAAGGCCAACGGUGUCAACCUCGGCGGCUGGCUCGAGCAGGAGCAGGUCUUCAACCAGUACUGGUGGGACCAGCACGCCCCCGAGGCCGAUGAUGAGUGGACCUUCUGCGAGACCCUCGGCUCCCAGUGUGGCCCUGUACUCGAGGAACGCUAUGCCACCUUUGUCACCACCGCUGAUAUCGACAAGAUGGCCGCUGUCGGCGUCAACACUCUCCGUAUUCCCACCACCUACGCCGCUUGGAUCAAGGUCCCCGGAUCGGCUCUGUACCACGGAAACCAGCAGGACUACCUGAAGAAGAUCUCCGUCUACGCCAUCGAGAAGUACAACAUGCGCGUCAUCGUCGGCCUGCACUCCCUCCCCGGUGGUGUCAACAACCUGGACAUCGGUGAGGCUGCUGGCCACGACGCCUGGUUCUUCAACUCUACGAACCUGGAAUACUCCUACCAGGCCGUUGACCAGAUCCUUGCCUUCUUCGUUGAAACCGGAUACCCCUGGGCUUUCACUAUUGCCCCCAUCAACGAGGCCUCCGAUAACCCGACUGCUUUCGCCUCGGCCAACACUUUGACCACCAACGGCACAGCCUGGAUCGUCAAGUACACCCAGGGUGUUCUGAAGCGCAUCGCCAAGGUUGACAAGCGCAUCCCUCUCAUGCUCCAGGACUGCUUCGUCGGCGAGGAACACUGGUCUCCUUACUUCCCCACCGGUACCAACAUUGUCAUCGACAUGCAUGUCUACUACUUCGCUGCCUCGGGUGUUUACUCCCAGUGGGCUGAUGGUGCCAUUUGUGGUCAGGCUUCUGUCCUCGGUGGUGAUGGCAAAUUCCCUGUCUUUGUUGGUGAAUGGGCUUUGCAGACUCUUUACAGCAACACAUAUGCCAACCGUAAGGAUCUCUUUGAUACUCAGCGGUAUGCUUGGAGCUUGUAUGUUCAGGGUGGAUCUUUCUGGAACAUCAAGCAUAACAGCAGUGUUGCUGUUGAUGGACAGGGUACCCAGAAGGAUUACUGGUCAUAUGAGCGUCUUAUUGAUGCCGGUGUUAUCACCAAGGCUUCUUCAAACGCUACCUACUGUUAA
Messenger RNA from Penicillium pulvis, 1698 nucleotides. RefSeq lists its product as uncharacterized. Gene Ontology annotation, molecular function: glucan exo-1,3-beta-glucosidase activity. Bases 1 to 1698 code for a protein of 565 amino acids. Lineage: Eukaryota; Fungi; Ascomycota; Eurotiomycetes; Eurotiales; Aspergillaceae. Gene Ontology annotation, cellular component: extracellular region; cell surface. Gene Ontology annotation, biological process: glucan catabolic process. The record is from RefSeq and is a predicted model, not a curated record. The transcript has 3 exons.